This is a messenger RNA of Cantharellus anzutake, 1071 nucleotides long. RefSeq lists its product as uncharacterized. NCBI's taxonomy places the organism in Eukaryota, Fungi, Basidiomycota, Agaricomycetes, Cantharellales, Hydnaceae. The transcript is spliced from 9 exons. The record is from RefSeq and is a predicted model, not a curated record. The coding region runs from base 1 to 1071 and encodes 356 amino acids.
AUGACUAAAACUAAACGCAAUACCUCUAUGUCCACACCAAUCAAGAACACUUCUUCGACCGAUCUUCCACAAACGACCACUACACCCUCAGAUAAUCCAGCAGCUGCAUCCGCCUCAGAAUUGAUUAUUGAGACCACCACGGACACGACCGUUACUACUGAAUCAAAAGACAAAGAAGCGACUAAUUCAAACGAAAGCACUCCAGCAGACCUCCCUCCCCUCAUCUCCCCAGAUGCCUGGUCCGACACAGUGGGUGAUGAUACAAAGGAGGACGAAAAGGAAGAAGAAGAAAAGGCUGCGUCCCAAAUCAUCCUACACCCCUCCACUUUUGUUUUGACUAGAUUCACUACCACUCCCCAUGACGGUCUUACAGACAUCGACUCUGUCCUUGCAACGGACUAUGCCCCGGAUACAAUUUUCAACAACCGCUGUCGCUUCCCUGAUGAUUUCCUCAAGCGACUUUAUGCUUUCACUGAAAUCGAAUACCUACACGAUGAAGGAAUCAUUGCCAUGGAACUCGUUAAACCCUCUGACAAUCGUUUCGGGUUCUUGGCAUGUCACAAAAUCUACGCUUUCAAGUCAAUGAUCGGAAAGAACGGAAUUGUGAAGCAUGCCAAGCAAUACCAAAGCAACUACGCUCUUGAUCUAAUCCCCCUUACGCGCCAGGGGUUCAUUAACGCUGCAACCUUCAUCAAAAUGUUUACCAGCAAGAACGUCAAGAAUAUCAGCAUCUCUUCAGAGUCUGUGCCCAUGUCCGCGUUUGCACCUGAGGAUGACCCAUUCAAGAACAUCUAUGACGCCAAACCGCUUGGGUCCUACAACUUCCAACAGGACAAAAAUUUGCCCUACCCCCUCGAUCUCAAACCUGGUGACAUAGUGGUCACUCAAUGCCUCUUGGAAAAGUUCACUGAAACCGGCACCAACCUAAACCGGGCUGCCUUUAAACUCAUCGGUGUCGCUUACCUUGGCGACGGCCCUACUCCCAAGAAUGACAUUGCGACCCUCACUGCAUCCCCAUCCAAACGGGCACUCUGUAAGUCACAGUCGCGACACAUCUCAAAAAAAUGCUGA